AUGCCGAUUUAUCCACACAAUAAUGGUCCCAUCACCGUCAAUAUUGGAGAAGGCCGUGAUCAUUUAGAGGGAGCCUUUUCUGGGUCAAUUUCAGUUUCACCAUCGACGGUUGUUUCUAGCCCCCAUUCUUUGGCUGGAUCUUAUAGAAGGCCUAGCUUCUUCACAGCAGGCCCAAGAGGGACCGUUGUUCCGCACUCCCGGGAGCAGGACCGUGAGGCAUUAGUGGACUGGGAGGUGGAGCAGGCGUUGGAGGAGGAACGGGACUUACUGGAAGACAAUCAUGUUAUUCCUCCAGAGCGCCACCAUGGGAAAGCGGCUAUUUUCCAAAACCAGAUCAGUGGCCUGCUGUCCCAGAAACUGAAAGCGUCAGAGACGGCUGUCCCGCGAGGAGACGAAGAAUCUAUCCAGCCAAGGGAUUCCGAGAGUGCCCCUGGCUCCAGUGCCACUGAAACUACUGCCCUUUUGGUAUCACCUAGGCGACAUGGUGACCAUGUCAGCCCCACUGACGUCGACAGAAAAUGGGAGGAAGCAGUUGAAGCAGGGUUAAUCUACACAACAUGGAGUCGGGAAGCGAAAGUUUUGACCAAAUAUACUGCCCCGUUGGUGGCCACGUUUCUGCUGCAAUAUUCCUUGACGGUUGCCAGCAUCUUUACAGUUGGGCAUCUUGGGAAAGUAGAGCUCGGAGCCAUGUCCCUCGCGAGCAUGACUGCCAACAUCACGGGCUACUCGAUAUAUCAAGGCCUCGCUACAAGCCUGGACACUCUUUGCGCCCAGGCUUUUGGUUCGGGAAACAAAGACCUGGUUGGACUGCACAUGCAGAGAAUGGUGUACUUUCUCUGGGUCCUGACAAUUCCCAUUGGCUUUGUAUGGUAUUUUGCAGAUAAGAUAUUGACGGUUAUCAUACCUGAUAAAGAGGUCGCAAUGCUUGCAGGUCUAUAUCUUAAGGUCGUCCUCCUUGGUGCCCCGGCGUAUGCGUGUUUUGAAAGUGGGAAACGGUUUGUCCAGGCGCAAGGUCUUUUUUCUGCGGGAUUAACAGUUCUCUUAAUAUGUGCUCCUUUCAAUGCAUUUAUGAAUUGGUUUUUUGUCUGGAAACUUGGGUUAGGUUUCGUUGGUGCUCCACUGGCAGUUGUCAUAACCGAUAACCUCCUCCCAAUAUUCCUCUUUUUAUACGUCUAUUUCAUUGCCGGGAAGGAGUGCUGGAACGGCUUCACUAAACGGGGUUUCCAGAACUGGGGCCCCAUGGUGCGUCUGGCACUUCCGGGGUUCCUUAUGGUUGAAGCUGAAGUUCUUGCAUUUGAGCUCCUAACGCUCGCUUCGAGCUACUUCGGCACCACUGUGCUUGCCGCCCAAUCUGUUCUUUCUACGAUAUCAGCCAUCGCCUUCCAGAUCCCAUUCCCUCUCUCCAUCGCCGUCAGCACUCGAAUCGCCAAUCUCAUCGGUGCAACAUUGACCAACGCUGCCCGUUCAUCUGCCAAAAUUGCUAUGGUCGGUGCCGUUGGCGUUGGUCUGUUGAAUGUUAUAGCCCUCUCGGUACUGAGAAGCCCCAUCCUCCGCCUUUUUACGUCCGAUGAAGAAGUUGCUACAAUGGUCGCCCAGAUCCUACCCCUAUGUGCCUCGUUCCAGCUUGUUGACGCCCUCGCAACUAGUUGCAACGGCAUCCUCCGGGGCCUUGGGCGUCAGGAGAUUGGUGGCUAUAUCCAGCUAUUCUGCUACUAUGCCGUGGCUAUGCCAAUUAGUAUGGGUACAGCAUUCGGACUAGGGUGGCACCUCUGGGGGCUUUGGACAGGUGUUGCUGUUGCGUUACUCCUGGUUGCUCUCAUCGAAGGCGUGUACUUGACCCGCACGGACUGGGAAAUUUCAGUCCGCGAUGCGAGGAAGAGGAUCGCCAUGGCGUAA
This is a messenger RNA of Paracoccidioides brasiliensis Pb18, 1896 nucleotides long. RefSeq lists its product as uncharacterized. Gene Ontology annotation, biological process: xenobiotic detoxification by transmembrane export across the plasma membrane. Gene Ontology annotation, cellular component: membrane. Bases 1 to 1896 code for a protein of 631 amino acids. The transcript is spliced from 2 exons. The record is from RefSeq and is a predicted model, not a curated record. Gene Ontology annotation, molecular function: antiporter activity; xenobiotic transmembrane transporter activity.